Neltuma alba is the source of this 992-nucleotide messenger RNA. RefSeq lists its product as uncharacterized. Bases 80 to 508 code for a protein of 142 amino acids. The transcript has 4 exons. The record is from RefSeq and is a predicted model, not a curated record. Lineage: Eukaryota; Viridiplantae; Streptophyta; Magnoliopsida; Fabales; Fabaceae.
AUAUAUAUAGCACCGAAGGAAAAGAGCACAGUAAGAAACGCGUGUGAUAAACACUGAGGGAUAAAGAAUUUCAGCAACGAUGGGUUCUCUUAUGGCAGGAUGGGACUCUCCCACCUUAGAUCCUAAAUCAGCAAAACUUGAGAGGAACAGGUCUCUCACUAAAGAAGAAAUCGAUGCUUUCUGGAAGUCACGGAAGCAGAUAGAGGAGGAACACCUCAAAGCUAUCGCCAGUAUAUCGGAAAAUAAUAAGACCAGCAAAUACAAGGAGUCUGAGAAGUUAAGCAGCGUGGAGUUGGCUCGCAUGAAAGAGUUCAUGGGUGGGGAUGCUGGCAACAGCUUGGAGCGGCUGAUCAAGAAAAAUGGCUGGUGGACUAAGAGUAACUGGGCAUUUCUGAAUGAACCUCCGGUGAUGGAAACUUCUUCUAACAAGUACGCAUCGCAGUUUCACGUGGCCACUUCGGCAUCUUCGAACAAAAUGAACCCUGGGGACGGAAUUAGUGCUGCUUAAUACGACUUCAGUUUUCUCUUGCACUGUAAAUAGCUAAAUAUUGUUUAUGCUGUGUGCGCGCGUGUUUUUCAGCCUACGGAAUAUAUACAUGAAACUAGAUCUUCUCCGGUUCUGGAGAGGUCUUGGGACACAGGGAGCGUGUGAGGAUCAUCUGAUGUUUAUUGAAGAGAUCCAUAUUACCUACUUCCUCUGCCUAUGUUCACAUCGUCUUUCUCGGUGACAGAUUAAUAUCCGUCCUGAUUGGGACUUGAUUUUCCGUUUUUGCCAUUCAAUGACAUUACUCCAAUAUUAUUAGGUGGCAUGCUCGAAAAUAUCUUCGGGAUAAUGCUGAGCAAUAAUAGUAUGAUAUUAUUAACUAACAGGCCUUUAACUUCUUAAUGAAAAAAAUAUCAAAGUGUGCGUGUCAAUGGAGGGUUGCAUUUAGCAGGCUUAGGCUUUGGAUCUAUAAAAGGGCUUCUUAUCACCAGCCCACCUAUUUAUCUGG